GUUCUGCGUCUUAUGUAGAUGGGGCUUUAAGCAAAAAUGUUACGGCCCAGCGUUUGUUUCUUGCGACCUGCGACCCGCGUUCUGCGCUUAUGUAGAUGGGGCUUUAUGGCGUGCUUCCGUCAAAAUUUUUACAUUACGAAAUUAGCAUUCUAACGUAUUGUAACUUAGAAGGAAUGUGUGUAUAAAAUUUAUCAUAUAUUGGCUGUUAGGUUGGGCAACUGUCAUAUGAAAACAGAGCUAAUUAUAAGUCUGUUUUCUAUUACUGAACUAAUGUACACUUUCGGAACUUAAAAAGAAACAGAUAUACAGAUAUACAGAUAAAAUUUGGUGGAAGAAAGAUGAGAGAAAAUUAGUGCAGCCCGUUCACACAGCAAUAAAAACACUAUAUUACUUAUCGUGCUGUAAUCCAAAUAUAUAAAAACUAUUUUUUUGUAAACAUAAAUAUUAUUUUAUACUAAUUACUGUCAGUAUUUUAUUUACAGCAAUGAGUGCUGCAGUGAAAAAAUGUUGCCCCUUUAAGGAAAGUUGUUAUAGAAAAAAUCCGAUUCACUUUAGUGAAAUGUCACAUCCUCAUUUGGAGAAAUUAGUGAUAAAUCAACUGGAUGAUGUGAUAGAAAUACCAGAGAUUCUUAACUUCACAUGUAAUGAUCGUUCUCUAUUGCUGGAUCAAUUGAAAGUAUUGCAAAUGGUUCUUAGAAAGGAGAGAGACAAAAACAGAGAUGAUUCCAAGCUAGCAACAAGUAAUGAACUGCCCAAAGCACAAUCUUUAUUAAAUGAUAAAGAAGAUUUGCAAGGAAAAGUAGACAAACAUAAGAAAGUAAUGGCACAAAAAAGACAAGAUAAGCUUAAGCAGAUGGAUACAGAAGCUCAAGCUCUGUCAAGAGCUUUGAGAAAUGAACAUGAAAGUUCAGAAAAUACCAAGACAAGAAAGAGGAGUCACAGUUCAACUGGCUCUGUGACAAAGAAAAUGAAAGAAAUCAAUAUAGAAAGUAGCAAUCAUAUUAAGAAAAAUCAACAGAUCAUUGGUGACUCGCAGAGCAGUUCCACAAGCAAAGAACAAACAGACAAAAACAAAGGAACCAAUAAAGAUACCAGUAAAGGAACGUCUAUAAUGGACAUGUAUCAAGCUUGCGAUUCUGAAAAGUCCAGGAAAGAUGUUCGAGAGAAAGCUAUUCAAAUGAUGAGACGGUCUGGGUAUAAUGUAUCUGUUGUGGAACCAGGAGAAUUUGCAUUAAAAUAUGCUCUCUCAGCACCUUACCACCUAUUUUUCACCCGAGUUGAAAAAUCAAAGGAAACUUACAAUCAACAAUUCUCCAUAACUUUCCCUGAGAUUCUCGAUAGAAGUCUCGGGGAGAUAGUCGACAGUCUUCAUUUGAAUUUCAUGGUAGAUGUUGGAUGGCUGUGUUUGCAGUAUUUGUUGGCUGGCCAACGUACUGAUAUGAUGAUACUGUACGGUGAUAGAGUGGAUCAGGAAAAUUUGGGCUGCAACAUCACCAUGAUACAAGUGGAUAUGCCGAGUGCGUUUGGAUGCCAUCACACUAAGAUCAUGGUCUUGCAGUACAAAGACAACGGAAUCAGGGUGGUCGUCUCCACUGCUAAUUUGUACUCGGACGACUGGGAGAAUAGGACGCAAGGAUUGUGGAUUUCGCCUCACUUGCCUCUAUUGCCGGAAUCCGCGAAUUCCACGGACGGAGAGUCGCCAACCAAUUUUAAAAAAGACUUCGAGCGAUAUCUGAGCAAAUAUAGACAUCCGGCUUUAACGCAAUGGAUGUGGGCGGUGAGGAAGGCGGAUUUUUCCGCCGUAAAUGUGUACUUUGUCGCCUCUGUGCCUGGGACUCAUCAAAAUGUGGACGUUGACUUUUGGGGAUACAGGAAAUUGUCGCGCAUUCUGUCUAAUCACGCCACGCUGCCGCCGGACGCGCCACAAUGGUCUCUAAUCGCACAAAGUUCCAGCAUAGGCAGUCUCGGCCCGAACUAUGAGAGCUGGUUAUCGAAGGAGAUAGUUCCUUCCAUGUCGCGGGAAACCACACAGGGCCUAAAAAGCCACCCAAAAUUUCAAUUUAUUUAUCCGUCGAUGGAGAAUUACAAGCGGAGUUUCGACUUCCAAACUUUGACAUCUUGCUUGCCUUACAGCUUGAAGGUGCACUCCAAACAGCAAUGGAUAGAAUCGUACAUGUACCAGUGGAAAGCGCAGCGAACGGGACGGGACCGGGCGAUACCUCAUAUUAAAACCUACAUGAGGAUCUCGCCCGACUUGAAAAACAUUCCCUGGUUCGUGUUGACCAGCGCGAAUCUCAGUAAAGCCGCGUGGGGAGUGCAGCGAAGCAACUAUUAUAUAAUGAACUACGAGGCCGGCGUUGUGUUCCUACCAAAGUUCAUCACCGGGACAACGACGUUUCCGAUCGAGGACGAGGAGGAUCCGGCCGUUCCGAUAUUUCGGAUUCCAUACGAUCUUCCAUUGUGUCGGUACAACCCGACCGACAGUCCUUUUGUCAACGAGUUCUUCAGUACUCACGGCUAAUCGUAGGCGGUGAUUUUUCAGCCAAUGCAACCGCAGUUUUUUUUCAAUUUCUUCUGCGCGUCCGAGUAUUUUUGCAUGAUAAAAGACCUCAUGGAAAACUCGUGAAUAAAUUCACACGCAUUUGUAUUUAUCCAUACGUGUUACUGUGUUGUCUCUUUACAGCGUUGAAAAACAAUAAACGUCGAUAUUCGCAUUGCAAAUCGGAAUCUCGCCCUUGAGAGAGAUUUAUAUUUGACAGUGAGCGAGUGGUGUGCUCGACAAGCACAAGCAAAUCACUCGGGUUUUGAACAUUUCCAUCAUAUUCAUGAGAGUCCGUCGCAAAAAAAAAGACCACGAGAGAGAAAAAGCGAACGAACAUAUGGGAAAAAUAGAAGCGGGAACGUCAGCGGGAAUUCUCACAUGAUACGUGACUUUUGUUCUCCGACUCGAUAUCGCGGCGAAUUCGUGCCGCCCACCGCAUCGUGGACACGUUUUCCAUAAAACAUCAGCAGGAAAGUGCUUCCUCGACGCGAGGGUCGAAACGUCGUCUCUCCUUGUGGUGUUAGUGCCGCCUGUCCUGUGCAUGCUCAGCCUUCAAACGGGUUUUAAUCGAGUCGCCGUGCUCCGUAUGUAUCCGCGCGACAAUUAAUUGAACUGCGUACUUUUUGUCGCCAAAGCGCGCGCGGUUUGUAUCGACAGAUGUCAGAUUCCGCGCGUAUCUUCUCGAAUUGGACUUAACACGGAAGAUCUGUUACUAACCGCAUCGUGUGAAGUGCGCGUGUGAAGUUACUUGUUCCCGCGCGGAUUUUCACAAGAACGAAAUUGCGAAACUAGUGAGUAAAUAAGGAGUAAAUAUUUGACAUUACAAUGGCAACGGCACAUACGUAUCCUAAUAUAUAACCUUUGCUCAUAUUCGCACCUAAUUUCAACGCGCGUACUCUUAUCUCUCGCCGAGUUAACACGUUUACUUUGAGGUAAUCAGUGCAAACACCACUUCCGUCAGCAAACACAUUUCAAGUGGUUCCGCAAAGUCAUGCUUUUCUAUCGAUGAUAACAUCACUUGGCAACAAUCUCGCCGUAGAGAUCCGUCCAGAUCGCUGAUAAAACUCCAACUUAACAUAUAAAUUCAGUAAUUAAUUCUUUUGCGGAUAUAUAUAUAUAUAUAUAUAUAUAUAUAUAUAUAUAUAUAUAUAAAAUUUAAAGCUCUUGAUCUACUCACAUCGGCUGUUUUUGUUUGAUGACGCCAGACGCGAGAAAUUACGUGCUUUUGAUUCUUACGCGCGCGUUAUACGUUGAAAUAAAAAAAAAUAUCCAUAAAAUGGAACUUGUCAUUCAGCAAAUUUGUAAAAUACUCCGAACAUUAUGCAAUUUAAAUAAACCAAACUUUUCUCAUCAUUUCUAUUAUGUUAAUUUUAUGUCUGUUUAUUGAUUGAGACAGCAAGAAGAGUAUUUGGAGCAUUUUACAAAUUUAUUGAGACGAUUACAAGAGUGUCAUUACAUGGAUAUUUUAUUGUAACAAAAAAAUUGUAAGUAUGCGAUUUUUCGUUUUAUUUGCAAAAUGAUAGAGGACUUUUUCGUUUGAGGAUAGUUUGAUCUAAUGUAUAAGUAGGAUCGGUGCUCCAUUUAUGGCCACUUCAAGGAACCUUCGAAUUAUUUAGUCUAUGAUUCAUGUUCGCGUUACGUAAGUGGCAAUAUUUUGUUUUUACAGUAUUUUUGUUGGUCAUACUGCUCGUUAACGAAUGUAGAAUUUUCUUUCUUUUUUAACUAAAUAUUUAUAACUGAAGAUAAACGACUACUACAUUUUCUUGUGCAAAGCGUUAAGGAUACGAGAUAAGAUAAACGUUAGAAUUACUAUAUAAUUAUUAUAUAAAAGACAUGAUUGUAAAUAAAUGUUUCUAUAAUCGGUUUA
Molecule: messenger RNA, 4409 nt
Organism: Odontomachus brunneus
Lineage: Eukaryota; Metazoa; Arthropoda; Insecta; Hymenoptera; Formicidae
Gene: gkt
Product: probable tyrosyl-DNA phosphodiesterase
Exons: 7
Coding region: 485-2521 (678 amino acids)
Biological process (GO): double-strand break repair; single strand break repair
Cellular component (GO): nucleus
Molecular function (GO): double-stranded DNA binding; 3'-tyrosyl-DNA phosphodiesterase activity; single-stranded DNA binding
Source: RefSeq, a predicted model, not a curated record